CGGCGUUCGGUUUAUUCGAGUUCCGAACACCAGCCCAGCCGGAGGCACAACCUAGCGGAUAGCCCAGCCGCGAAAUACUUUCGAUCAAGGACUCUGAUCCGAUCCGAUUCUUUUGUUCAGUGCCCCCCGUGUGUGAGAAGGUGUGAAGUGUGAAGAAGAAAACAGAAUUUAAAACAAAAACUAAAUUAAAAAGCCCCUUCUAAUAAUAAUAAUAAUAAUAAUAAUGCUAAUGGAAAAUAAAAGCAGAGCCAACAAAUGCAAAUGAUCGAAAAUAUUGUGUUACAGAAACCGAAUUAUGAAAUUCCCACGUCGGUGUAAAGUGAGAUGAUUUGAGGUCUGAGUUACAAAUCCUGUCCCGUGCCGUCGCCCCAACAUCAUGCUCGACAAAUUCAACACAAACGCAUUCAUAUCGUUUGGACUGGGAUUCAUACUGAUGUGGCUGAGCGAAGCCACGGAAGCCCAUGUGAACUACACAGCCAAGCCGCGAGUAGUUCUUCCGCCUAAUUAUGUCAAGGAGAUACGACCGCCCUCGAAGAAGGGCUCCCCAGUGAUAGUAGACUUUAGCAUAUUCGUUGUAGAUAUUAACUCAAUUAACGUAGAGGAUAUGGACUUUAGAGUAGACAUGUUUAUACAUCAGCGCUGGCUGGAGUCCCGGCUGGAGAUCCCCGACGACAUCUUCGAGGAGGGCGACGACUACGUGACACUGCUUCCAGAGGUCUUUGAGAAUUUUUGGCAGCCGGAUCCGUACUUUCUCAAUUCCAAGAUUGCCGGAUACGGAAGUCCUUACGUGGCGUCCACGUCCCUGCUACGCAAUAAGGGUGAAAGAGAUUCGAAAAACUUUCACCUGAGCAAAGAUAUAAAAAUAGCGACACUGACCCACAAGUUUACGUCGGUGACGCUCUACAAGAACAAGACGGUGCGCUAUGCCGCCCGGAUGCACGCGAUCAUCGCCUGCCAGAUGGAGUUCCAGCUCUACCCCAUGGACAUCCAAGUGUGUCCCAUCUACAUAGAGAGCUUCUCGUCGAAUAACCAGAAGGUGAAGCUCCGUUGGUCCGACUCCGGAGUCACCCUCAACCCGGAGCUGAAGCUGCUGCAGUACAACCUGGGACAGCCCCUGGAACUGGAGGAGUCCGAUGGCUAUAUGCCCGAGAAGGUCGGCAACUUCUCGCGCCUCACCGUGUACUUCCGCUUCGAGCGCCAGAUCGGCCACCACCUCAUCCAGACCUUCGCUCCCUCGUCGCUGGUGGUGAUGUUGUCCUGGUUUAGUUUCUGGCUAGGCCUGGAUGCGAUCCCGGGAAGGGUUACGUUGCUGGUCACCUGCAUGCUGACCCUGGUGACCAUGUUUACGGGGGCAGACAUUCCCCCCGUGGCGUACGUUAAGGCCCUGGACCUGUGGAUGGCCGGCUGUAUGCUGUCGGUGUUCGCCGCCCUGGCCGAGUUCGUGGUGGUGAAAGUUCUGGACGUGCAGUACCAGUACCAGGUGAACCGUAUACCCAAGGUACUGCCCAUGCGCAUCAGCAACAUGGAGAAGGGCCAAUGUGCGACGGUGGCCAGCUGGGAGGGUGGAGCGGUGCGCUCCCGGAAAGCCACGCAGACGCCCACGACGCCCGGACAGACUUCCCUGCAGGGUAAUGGAGGACCUCCGAAGCCGGCACGGAGGCAGAGCCUCCUCUCGGUGGCCUGGACGGACACAGACACGGGCGUCGAGAAGAUCAUGUGGCGGGAAAUCGACAAGGUGUCCCGGGCCGUGUUCCCCAUCCUGUUCUUUGUGUUCGUCCUCCUGUACUGGCCGAUCCUGCUGAUGAAGUCGUCCUAGGAUUUGGGGAGUUCCAGAAUACACAUUUCUGGACUCCGUUAAAAAACCGAACAAUUGUGGAUCUGUUGAUGGAACGAUACCUGCUACUGGACUGGAUCUAAAGGCCCCAAGUGCAAUUCUUAAUCUGCGAAGAGCGGAUCGCUCUCCGCCAUCGAAGUACAACAAACGAAACAACCAGAAAAGCCUACAGUUACCUACAUAAGUGUGUGCAUAGCCCCGGUGUACGGAAUACAAAACUCAGAUAUCGAAUAUUUGCUCACGACAACCGAGAGUAUAGUUCAUUUGAGUAACGCUUAGCCCCAUGGUUUUUUUCGAAUCUAUCUAUAGGAUAUUAUCCGACACGGCUUCAGCUGCUCUAGGCAAUGCUGCCCAGGAUGCCCCACAACGAUUCCCCCAACAUAGACCCUAAUUUUAUUCUGCAGUUGAUUAUUUCGCCUUACUACCACUGCAUUUGUCAAUCAAGUCCAAGCUGGUUAUUGAAUAAAUGUACAUCACUGUGCUAGUGACAAUACCCCACGGUCGACGGGUUGUCCCUACUUCGAAAGUAUACACCGCUACCUAUUAAACUACAAGCUACACGCGGUACAUACACCACAUUCUCAAGGCAAGGCAAGGCAAGGUUUUAAUUGAAUUUUUGUAUUAGGCUUAAGCAAAUCAGCCAAGGAAUGGAUCUGGUGCUUUACGGAGAUAAUAAAUAAUAUGGCCUCUAAGGAUAUUUGGAUUGUAAAUACUGAAACGAACCGAGAAUGCUUUUAGAGAUUUUUACAUAAAUAUUUAGAAUUAUUUUAUCAUUAUAGCGCAUUUUAUGCAAGACAUUAGAGCUGUGGCUUUUACAUCUAAUUGAGAAACCUACUAAAAUCGACCUGUAGUUCAAACAGCGCACAUCAGGCAGAUCAGAUAUUUUGAACAAAUGAAUAUAUACCUAUAUAUAAUAUAUAUCUGUUAAGCCGAAUCGAGUUUAUAUUUGAUAUGAAGAUACCGACACAAUGUAAAUAAAUUACAUCACUACCUA
Messenger RNA from Drosophila ananassae, 2828 nucleotides. It is a transcript of the gene alka, whose product is annotated as glycine receptor subunit alpha-2. The record is from RefSeq and is a predicted model, not a curated record. NCBI's taxonomy places the organism in Eukaryota, Metazoa, Arthropoda, Insecta, Diptera, Drosophilidae. Bases 377 to 1816 code for a protein of 479 amino acids. Gene Ontology annotation, molecular function: extracellular ligand-gated monoatomic ion channel activity; transmembrane signaling receptor activity; neurotransmitter receptor activity. Gene Ontology annotation, biological process: chloride transmembrane transport; nervous system process; chemical synaptic transmission. The transcript is spliced from 10 exons. Gene Ontology annotation, cellular component: neuron projection; membrane; synapse.